UCUUGUCUGUCAAGGUGGAUGGGUGGAGCUUCCUUGAGGAGGCGGCUGGAGUGUUCGGGCGGAGCCGGCAGCGGAGGUGGCCGAGGGACUCGACAUGGCCGCUAUACGGAAGAAGCUGGUGAUUGUGGGGGAUGGGGCCUGUGGCAAGACCUGCCUUCUUAUAGUCUUCAGCAAGGACCAGUUUCCUGAGGUCUAUGUCCCCACUGUCUUUGAGAACUAUGUGGCUGACAUUGAAGUCGAUGGCAAGCAGGUGGAGCUGGCACUGUGGGACACAGCUGGGCAGGAGGACUACGACCGCCUGAGACCGCUGUCUUACCCAGACACAGAUGUCAUCCUCAUGUGCUUUUCUAUUGACAGCCCUGACAGCCUGGAGAACAUCCCUGAGAAGUGGACCCCUGAGGUAAAGCACUUCUGCCCCAAUGUGCCCAUCAUCCUGGUGGGCAACAAGAAGGACCUGCGCAAUGAUGACCACACACGCCGUGAACUUGCCAAGAUGAAGCAGGAGCCAGUGAAGCCAGAGGAGGGCCGGGACAUGGCAAACCGCAUUGGAGCCUUCGGCUACCUGGAGUGUUCGGCCAAGACCAAGGAUGGUGUGCGGGAGGUCUUCGAGAUGGCCACACGUGCUGCCCUGCAGGCCAAGCGAGGCCGCAAGAAGGCCUCCUGUGGGCUCCUGUAGCCCUGCCCCCAGGCCUCAGUGUGGGCCUGGGCCCUGCUGGCCCUGGCCCUGCCCCCAGCCCUACCUGCUGGGGCUCAGGGCAGGGCAUGGCCCUUCCUCUCUCUUACCAUGGCUCAAGGCCUUUUGGCCCUGUCCCCUUCUCCCCCUAUAAUGCCUCAGAGUGGGGUGUGGCCUUAGCACCACAAACUGUGGCCUAAGGCUGGGUGUGGCAACACCCCUGCUUGCCAUGCCUCAGGCUGGGGGUACACUGGCCCCACCCACCAUGGCUCUGGGCUGAGUAAAGCCCUGCUGGCCCUGUCCCUCUUCCAUUCAUUUUGCCUCAGGGUGGGACCUGGCCUUGGCCCCACCCACCAUGGCUGGGUGCAGGCCCCACCCCUGCUGGCAUCAGGCCUUAACCCCUUUCCCCCCCAUGCCAUGCCCUGCCCCUGCUGUACAGACCCCCCUGCCCCCCUUAUUUAUCUCUUGCCAAGUGGGGGUGGGGGGCUGCCCUGCCCCCACCCAGAGAGCUCUAUAUUUUUAAGCCAGGGCCCCUCCUUUUUUGGCCCUGGGCGGGGGGCACUUGCUGGCCCCUUCUCCCAUGGCAGGGCCAGACCCCCUCUACCCACCCCUUCACAUGUACUUGAACAACACGCGCGUAUGUAAUAAAUUUGUAGCCAUGUUUAGUA
Messenger RNA from Alligator mississippiensis (American alligator), 1341 nucleotides. Its product is annotated as transforming protein RhoA. Lineage: Eukaryota; Metazoa; Chordata; Crocodylia; Alligatoridae. Gene Ontology annotation, cellular component: dendritic spine; cleavage furrow. The record is from RefSeq and is a predicted model, not a curated record. Gene Ontology annotation, biological process: cell migration; stress fiber assembly; small GTPase-mediated signal transduction. Gene Ontology annotation, molecular function: GTP binding; GTPase activity. The transcript is spliced from 5 exons. Bases 95 to 676 code for a protein of 193 amino acids.